Molecule: messenger RNA, 4085 nt
Organism: Suncus etruscus (white-toothed pygmy shrew)
Lineage: Eukaryota; Metazoa; Chordata; Mammalia; Eulipotyphla; Soricidae
Gene: SLC4A3
Product: solute carrier family 4 member 3
Biological process (GO): monoatomic anion transport; bicarbonate transport; transmembrane transport
Cellular component (GO): plasma membrane
Molecular function (GO): monoatomic anion transmembrane transporter activity; solute:inorganic anion antiporter activity
Source: RefSeq, a predicted model, not a curated record
GCAGGAUCCAGCGGCGCCUGCGUCCCCACCGGCCGAGCGCUCUGCGUGGCCGCAGGCCCCGGGAGCCGAGCGCGCGGGCCGGACAUGGGGCCCUGCAGGCUCCCGAGCCCCGAGGACGGCCCCCGACAAGGCGCCCCGUUUUCCUCCUCCGGGACGCGCUGAGAGCCGCCCCCCGCCGCCUCUCCAGCCAUGGCCAACGGCGUGAUCCCGCCGCCCGGGGGCGCCUCCCCCCUACCCCAGGUCCGGGUGCCCUUGGAGGAGCCCCCCCUGAGUCCCGACGCGGACGACGACGACGACGACUUGGGCAAGACCUUGGCUGUGAGCAGGUUCGGGGACCUCAUCAGCAAGCCCCCGGCCUGGGACCCCGAGAAGCCCAGCCGCAGCUACAGCGAGCGGGACUUUGAGUUUCACCGGCACACAUCUCACCACACCCACCACCCACUCUCUGCGCGCCUGCCUCCACCGCACAAGUUUCGGCGGCUGCCCCCCACCUCCGCCCGACAAAUCAAGAGAGAAGAGAGAAGGAGAAAAACAUCUGCGCCCCCUUCUGAAGGGACACCCCCCAUCCAGGAAGAGGGGGGAGCAGGAGGGGAGGAAGAGGAAGAGGAGGAGGAAGAGGAAGGGGAAUCUGAGGAAGCUGAGCCCACAGAGCCCCCCGCCCCAGGCUCACCACCCAAAGCCAAGUUCUCCAUUGGCAGUGAUGAGGAUGACAGUCCCGGGGUCUCCGGGAUGGCCGCCCCUCCUCGGCCCCCAGUCCCUAGGGUUCCCCGGGCCAAUGGCAGCCCCCAACUCCCAGCCAGCUCCCCCAGCCCCCGGGCCCGGACCUCCCGGCUGACUGGAGACAGGAGCCGGGCCUGGAGCCCAUCUGCCAGCUAUGACUUGCGGGAGCGGCUGUGCCCGGGGAGUGCCCUGGGCAGCCUCGGAGGCCCCGAGCAGCAGGUGCCAACAGAUGAGGCGGAAGCUCAGAUGUUGGGGUCAGCAGACUUGGACGACAUGAAGAGUCCACCGCUAGAAGACAACCCUGGUGUGGCGCCGGCAUCCUCGUGAAGAAACCAUCAAGGACACAGGGCGGGUAGAGGCAGCCCCGGCCUAGCCCCCAUCCUGCGCAGGAAGAAGAAGAAGAAGAAGUUGGACCGGAGGCCUCAUGAGGUACCGUGUUUCGUGGAGCUGAACGAGCUGAUGCUGGACCGCAGCCAGGAGCCGCACUGGCGGGAGACGGCGCGCUGGAUCAAGUUCGAGGAGGACGUGGAGGAGGAGACGGAGCGCUGGGGGAAGCCGCAUGUGGCCUCGCUGUCUUUCCGUAGCCUGCUGGAGCUCCGCAGGACCAUCGCCCACGGAGCUGCCCUCCUAGACCUGGAGCAGACUACGUUGCCUGGCAUUGCACAUCUCGUGGUGGAGACCAUGAUUGUGUCUGAUCAGAUCCGGCCUGAGGACAGAGCCAGUGUCCUGCGAACGCUGCUGCUCAAACACAGUCACCCCAAUGAUGACAAGGACAUCGGCUUCUUUCCCCGCAACCCGUCCAGCUCCAGUGUAAACUCGGUCCUGGGGAACCAUCACCCAACCCCCAGCCAUGGUCCUGAUGGUGUGGUGCCCACCAUGGUUGACGAUGUGGGGGAGCCUGCCCCGCUCUGGCCACAUGACCCUGACUCCAAGGAGAGGCCCCUGCACAUGCCCGGGGGAGACGCUCACCGGGGGAAAAGCCUGAAGCUGUUGGAGAAGAUCCCGGAAGAUGCUGAAGCGACCGUCGUGCUUGUGGGCUGCGUGCCUUUCCUGGAGCAGCCUGCAGCUGCCUUCGUGCGCCUAAGCGAGGCAGUGCUCCUGGAGUCCGUGCUCGAGGUCCCGGUGCCCGUGCGCUUCCUCUUUGUCAUGCUCGGGCCUAGCCACACCAGCACCGACUACCAUGAGCUGGGCCGCUCCAUCGCCACCCUCAUGUCUGAUAAGCUGUUCCAUGAGGCGGCCUACCAGGCAGAUGACCGGCAAGACCUACUGAGUGCCAUCAGUGAGUUCCUGGAUGGCAGCAUUGUCAUCCCGCCAUCCGAGGUGGAGGGCCGAGACCUGCUGCGCUCUGUGGCCGCCUUCCAGCGUGAACUGCUCCGAAAGCGGCGAGAGCGUGAGCAGAACAAGGCGGAGGUGACCACACAGGGAGGCUACACGGCCCCUGGGAAAGAACUGUCUAUGGAAAUGGGGGGCACCGAGCCACCCCCCGAAGAUGACCCCCUGCUGCGGACUGGCUCGGUGUUUGGGGGGCUCAUCCGGGAUGUGAAGCGCCGGUACCCCCGCUACCCAAGCGACCUGCGGGAUGCACUGCACUCGCAGUGCCUGGCUGCCGUCCUCUUCAUCUACUUUGCUGCCCUGAGCCCAGCCAUCACUUUCGGGGGGCUGCUCGGGGAGAAGACCGAGGGACUGAUGGGUGUGUCGGAGCUGAUCGUGUCCACCGCAGUGCUUGGUGUGAUCUUCUCGCUGCUGGGGGCACAGCCGCUGCUGGUGGUCGGCUUUUCGGGACCUUUGCUGGUCUUCGAAGAAGCCUUCUUCAAGUUUUGUCGAGCCCAGGACCUGGAGUACCUGACAGGCCGCGUGUGGGUGGGCCUGUGGCUGGUGGUCUUUGUGCUGGCGCUGGUGGCAGCCGAGGGCAGCUUCCUGGUGCGCUACAUCUCCCCUUUCACCCAGGAGAUCUUCGCCUUCCUCAUCUCGCUCAUCUUCAUCUACGAGACCUUCCACAAGCUCUACAAGGUGUUCAUGGAGCACCCACUGCUGCCAUUCUACCCCCCUGAGGGGAUUCUGGAGGUGGGGCUCGAGUUGAAUGCGAGUGCUCUGCCUCCUACCGAGGGCCCCCCAGGCCCCAGGAACCAGCCCAAUACAGCCCUGUUGUCCCUCAUCCUCAUGCUGGGCACCUUCCUCAUCGCCUUCUUCCUUCGAAAGUUCAGGAACAGCCGCUUCCUGGGUGGCAAGGCUCGCCGCAUCAUCGGGGAUUUUGGUAUUCCCAUCUCCAUUCUGGUGAUGGUUCUGGUGGAUUACUCCGUCACCGACACCUACACACAGAAGCUGACAGUACCCACGGGGCUCUCAGUGACCUCUCCCCAGAAGCGCACAUGGUUCAUCCCGCCCCUGGGCAGUGCCCGACCUUUCCCGCCCUGGAUGAUGGUGGCAGCCGCUGUCCCCGCACUCCUAGUCCUCAUCCUGAUCUUUAUGGAGACACAGAUCACUGCCCUCAUCGUCAGCCAGAAGGCCCGGAGGCUGCUCAAGGGCUCCGGCUUCCACCUUGAUCUGCUUCUCAUUGGCUCCCUGGGUGGCCUCUGUGGGCUUUUUGGGCUGCCCUGGCUCACGGCUGCCACCGUGCGCUCUGUCACCCAUGUGAACGCGCUGACCGUCAUGCGCACGGCCAUCGCACCUGGCGACAAGCCCCAGAUCCAGGAGGUGCGGGAGCAGCGUGUGACAGGCGUGCUCAUCGCCAGCCUUGUGGGCCUGUCCAUCGUCAUGGGUGCCGUGCUGCGCCGGAUCCCACUGGCAGUGCUCUUUGGCAUUUUCCUGUACAUGGGGGUCACGUCUUUGUCCGGUAUCCAGCUGUCCCAGCGCCUGCUGCUCAUCCUCAUGCCCGCCAAGCACCACCCUGAGCAGCCAUAUGUGACCAAGGUGAAGACGUGGCGGAUGCAUUUGUUCACCUGCAUUCAGCUGGGCUGUAUCGCGUUGCUCUGGGUGGUCAAGUCCACAGCAGCCUCACUGGCCUUCCCCUUCCUGCUGCUGCUCACCGUGCCUCUGAGGCGCUGCCUCCUGCCCCGGCUCUUCCAGGAACGGGAGCUGCAGGCGCUGGACUCGGAAGAUGCUGAACCAAAUUUUGAUGAGGAUGGCCAGGAUGAAUACAACGAGCUGCACAUGCCCGUGUGACCCUGGAACGACCCCUCCUAGAAAACCCUCCACAGUGUUGGACACCUGGCCCACCUGGUGGGCUUUUCACAAUCCAGAGACAUGCCUGGAACAGCUACCAAUGCCACGGCUAGGGAGCCCCCACUCAUGAUGGGGUGCCCACCUGUCACCAUCCAGACCGGCACAGGCUUUGAGCUCAUUAUAACCACACUCCUUGUCUCGUG